AUGACCUUUAAAGAUUCAUCGACUAAAGCAAAUGUUUCAUUUAAUGAAUUGCUAAAAGAAACGUUGGUAAUAGAUAAAUUUAUUGACUAUUGUGUAUUUAAAAAUAUUCAGUUUAUUGGUUCUGGAACGUUUGGAAGCACAUAUCAUGCAGCUGCAGACAUGUCUGACAUCGGUGUCGCUUUGAAAUCAUUUGAAAAUAUCGAUAUGAUUACCGCCAAAGAAAUUUUAAAUGAAAUUAAUUUAUAUAAAGACAUAAUGCACGAUAAUUUUAUUAAAUUUUACGGCGUUACUAAGAAUGAAGGAUCUCAAUACUUAUUAGUUCUUGAGUAUGCCGGUGAUGGAACGAUUACAACUUAUUUACGAAACACUUUCAAUAAAUUAAAUUGGGAACGUAAAUUAAAUUUAGCACAACAACUUGUUAAUGGUAAACUUUCUGAAUUAAUGGUCGAUAUAUUAGAUGGUGUUAGAGAAAAGUUUAUCGAAGGAACACCAAUAUCAUAUGCUAUUUUAUAUACUGAUUGUUGGCAGAAAGAUCCAAAAAAACGUCCCAACAUUCAAGAUGUUGUUCUUUCUUUUGAACAACUGAAAACCGAAUCAAUACAUAAUGAAAAUAAGGCUAUAAAAAAUAAUUUAUUUUCCGUUAAUGAAUUGCCAGAAACUAGCAACACUAUACAAUCUGAUCUUGAUCAAUUAACACACAAUAAUAAGAAGUUGGUCAUGGAAGAUGAUAACCUUGAUUUAGAUUCUUUAAAUUCAAAAGAUAGUAACUCUUCACAAGAUUUUUAUAGGCAAAUUGUAAAAGAAUUAUGUGAUUUAUAUAAUGAAGAAAGAAUGAAAGGAAAAUAUAUCUUGAUGAUUUAUGACUUAAUGGAUCAAUUUUUCAAGAAAAAACAACAAAAACCAGAAUUUAUCAUUAAUUGGUGUUUAAAUAAUCAAGAAAAUCCUUUAUGGUUAAAAAAGAUAUUUUUUGAAUGUAUGUGGAGCUCAAAAAAAAUGUCUAGACCGAAAGAAGAAGUUAAGCAUAUGGAAAUCAAAGAACAAGUAAAAGACGAGAAUAGAAAAUUCAAAUUUACGCACGAUUGGCUUAAACCACACCUUCCUUAUUGGGAAAAGAAUCUGUUCUAUCUUAAAAACCAGAAAAUAAAUGUACUUGAAAUAGGAGCUUUCGAAGGAAGAUCCACUACUUGGAUUUUGGAAGAAUUAUUUAAAAAUCCCGAGUCCAAAUUAAUCACUAUCGAUAUUUUUCUAAAGAUAUUUCCCGACAACGAUAAUGAAACAACUUUCCAUGAAAAUAUUAAAAAGACUCGUAAAGAGAACCAAAUCGAGGUUAUUAAAAGCAAAUCAUUUAAUACUCUUAUUAAACUGAACCAUGAAAAUAAGUUAAAAUUUGACUUCAUUUAUAUUGAUGGUUCUCACGAAUCUCAUGAUGUGUUAUCAGAUGCUGUUUUAUCAUGGAAUCUCUUAAAAGAAGGUGGAAUCAUGAUUCUUGACGAUUACGAGUGGGAUUUUUUCGAAGAGGAGUAUCUUAAUCCAAGAAUAGCAAUUGAUUCAUUUCUUAGAUGUUAUCAAGCACAGAUAGAAAUAAUUGAUAAAUAUUAUCAGGUAGCAAUCAGGAAAAUUACCAGAGAAGGCACACGAACUGUUAGGGAAGGAAAAACCAUCGAUUGA
This is a messenger RNA of Cetraspora pellucida, 1668 nucleotides long. Lineage: Eukaryota; Fungi; Glomeromycota; Glomeromycetes; Diversisporales; Gigasporaceae. The record is from the annotation of a GenBank genome assembly.